Molecule: messenger RNA, 1344 nt
Organism: Hippocampus comes (tiger tail seahorse)
Lineage: Eukaryota; Metazoa; Chordata; Actinopteri; Syngnathiformes; Syngnathidae
Product: glycine N-acyltransferase-like protein 3
Exons: 6
Coding region: 99-935 (278 amino acids)
Cellular component (GO): mitochondrion
Molecular function (GO): glycine N-acyltransferase activity
Source: RefSeq, a predicted model, not a curated record
CUCAUUUGUCGGCAAAGUAGACAGACUUCUUUUGAGAGGCUGGUCCUGUGCAUCACAAAGCUUGCCGAACACACGACAUUGGAAUCAAGCAACCAAAAAUGAAGGUCCUCCAAAAAGAUGAGCACAUGGCUGCUGAGAGUGUUCUGCUGAAACACUUGCCCAAGAGUUUUCAGGUCUAUGGAUACUUGCAUGCAUGUAACAGAAACAAACAAACAAACAUACAAAUUGUUGUUGAUACGUGGCCUGAUUUUAAGGUCAUCAUUUGUCGCCCUGACCCAGAAAACAAACAAGCCUCGGACUGGAGAAAAAAAGUCACCUUCUACUGCCUAGAUGAGAAGAUGUUGAGGAAAAUGUUAUUAGAAGAGGAUGCAAUCGACUGGAGUGCUGAUUUUACAUUUGAAUGCUUUGACAAUUCUCACACCGGCUUGCUCAAAGAGGUUUCGACGCAAAUACAAGUCAGCCACACCCAUCUGAUUUGUGCAUAUCAACUAUACUUGCCAAAUAGUAGCCAUCUGGUCACACCGGCAUUCAACAGUGAUAUCAACUCAAGGAUCUCAUCUCUCGAUCUUUCCCAUGCUCAUCUGGUGAAUCAAACCUGGAAGUUUGGAGGGGAUGAAUUGGGCUACAAGAAAAUUGUAAGACAGAUCAGCAACUUCCCUUCCUACUGCAUCACCGAUCACCAGGGUCAGCCUGUAUCAUGGCUGCUUCUGCAUGAAAACCUGUCAUUGGGCAUGUUGUAUACUUUGCCUGAGCACAGACGAAAAGGUUACGCCACAGUCCUUGUCUACACCAUGGCCCAAAGACUCCUCGCUGAAGGCUACCCAGUGUUCACCUAUGUAGAGGAAGGCAACAUGGUCUCAUUUAAGAUGUUUAAAAACCUGGGCUUUAUUGACGAUCCCUCUGUAAGAAGGAUAUGGUUUAAAUUUGCCACGUGAUUUUGAGAAGCAGCCUCCGUUUUAUCUGACAGACAAAACUUGUAUCACAGCUAAGUAAACCACUUUCCUAGCGCAUAGCAAACCUGCGACUUUUACAUGAUUUAUUUCUGAAUGACUGUUUUGUGCGGUGGUGGGAGCAUAAUCACCUGCUCGACAAUUUGAUUUGCUUUUAUGCAGGGUUUAUAAAUGUUGAUCUUGACCAAUGUUAAAAUGCCUUAACUGUCUGUCUAUAAAAUAUUUAUCCAUUCUCGUGGCUCGCUGAAUGUGAAUGACAAUGACAACUGACAAAGUGAUUUGCAGUCAUUGAUCAGGCAGUGAUGUUUUCAUGCAACGCUGAGUGUGAUGUAGUUGAAAAUGUUGGUGCACUUAAUUUAAGUGCUGGUGCAACCAAGAAAAAAAGUUAAAUCAA